GGGUGCCCAAAUCAAAUCAUCAGUGUCCCUCGGUAAUGAGUACUGCCACUCACACUCUCUCUCUCUUUCUCUCUCUCUCCCUCUGCUCUUCCUCUCAGCCUCUCUGCUCUCUCUCUCCUAUUUAUUUCGUCCACAUUCACUCAUCUUACUUGCCACAGCACAGACAACUAGGUAGCUAGCUAACAUGGAGAUGAUGAUGAUGGAGAGCAGAGGAAUCGUGGUUUCCAAGGUGAUGAUGAAAUUGCUUCUUCUUCUUCUUCUUAUGGUGGUUGUUGCUGCGGAGCAAAGCCAUGGAAUGGGCACAAAAUUAGAAGAAGAAGAAGGUGAUCGGAUAACACAGCUUCCAGGGCAGCCCAAGGUUUCUUUCCAGCAGUUCUCCGGUUAUGUCACCGUGAACCAUGCCGCCGGCAGAGCCCUCUUCUACUGGCUCACUGAGUCUUCUCAUCUCCCCUUCUCGAAGCCCUUGGUUGUUUGGCUCAACGGAGGACCAGGGUGCUCGUCGGUGGCGUACGGGGCGUCGGAAGAGAUCGGACCAUUCAGGAUCAACAAGACGGCGUCGGGAUUGUACCUUAACCCCUUCGCCUGGAACUCCCUGGCCAACCUUCUGUUCCUCGAGUCCCCCGCCGGCGUCGGUUUCUCUUACUCCAACACCUCCUCCGACAUCCUCCACACCGGCGACCGCCGCACUGCGGAGGACUCGCUGGAAUUCCUAAUAAGAUGGUUGGAGCGGUUCCCGCGGUACAGAAACCGGGAAGUGUAUUUGACGGGAGAGAGCUACGCCGGCCACUAUGUUCCUCAGCUGGCUAGAGAGAUCAUGAUCUACAACACCAAGUCCAAGCGCCCUAUCAAUCUCAAAGGCAUUAUGGUAGGAAAUGCAGUGACAGACAACUACUAUGACAACCUGGGAACGGUGACAUACUGGUGGAGCCAUGCCAUGAUCUCUGACAGAACCUACCGGCAGCUCAUCAACACCUGCGAUUUCCGGCGGGAGAAGGAGUCGGACCAGUGCGAAUCCCUUUACAACUAUGCCAUGGACCAAGAAUUCGGAAACAUCGAUCAAUACAACAUCUAUGCCCCCCCUUGCAACGUCAACUCUGAUGGUACCACCACCACCGUUGCCGCCACUCGCCACACGCUCUCCUUGCCUCAUCGCCCCCGCCACCCGAUAUUUUGGCGAAUAUCGGGAUAUGAUCCGUGUACUGAAAAAUACGCGGAGGUUUACUACAAUCGGGAAGAUGUUCAGAAAGCAAUGCAUGCCAACACAACCAGAAUUCCUUAUAGGUGGACUGCGUGCAGUGAAACGUUGAAUCGGAACUGGAACGACACGGCUAUAUCGAUUCUACCUAUAUACAGGGAAAUGAUUGCUGCGGGUUUGAGAGUCUGGGUUUUCAGCGGGGAUGUGGACUCGGUGGUGCCAGUAACAGCCACCAGGUACUCCCUGGCACAGCUCAAAUUAGCAGCACAAAUUCCAUGGUACCCCUGGUAUGUUAAGAACCAGGUCCGUCUCUCCAUUCCCCCUAUACCUACUUACUUUCAAUAUUCUUUCAUUCAAUUCAUUUCUCUCCCCCACUCCUCCUCCCCGUCUUUUUAUACGUGCAUGUGUGUGUUUGUGGCCUUAGCAAUUGGUUUUAAGAGAAACAGGAUUAUUUUAAACUUUCUUAUUUAGAAUUAUUCCCACUCACUUUCAAACUUUAUAUAUAAGAAAAUGAGGAAUGCUAGGAGCUAGUAAUUAUUCUCUACAUAUAUCUUCUCAUACACUUCGUUUUAUGGUUCAACCACUUGUCAUUUUCUUAAACUCAAUAUUUAUUAGGUAAGUAUUUCAGACAAUUGUUCUUUUUAUUAUUAUUUUCAGAAAUUGUGAUUAAAAAAAAAAACAUGCAGUCCAUAUUAAAGAACCUAUAUAUGUGAUGUGCGGAUUUAUAUGUGCAUGUCCCUAUUUAUAAUCUAAAAUCUUAUAAUAGUUCGACCUUCUUGUUGACACUUUAAUUGCAAUUCUAUUGAAUCUUGGGUUUGGGCUACAAUGAUUUUAUACUCCUUUACAACCUAAUGGCAUAUUAACUAAUAAAAUGAGAUAAAAAAAUAUAUUUUUUUUCUUUUCCAUUUUUUGGGGGAGCAAAUUAAUAAGCAAAAAGAUAAAAUUGAUUUUUUUGUUUUUGGUUUAUGGUGGAAAUGGUGAAUGAGAUAGGUGGGAGGGUGGACAGAGGUGUAUGAAGGGCUGACAUUUGCAACAGUGAGAGGGGCAGGCCACGAAGUCCCACUCUUCAAGCCCAGAGCCGCACUCCAGCUCUUCGAGUCCUUUCUCAGGGGAGACCCCCUCCCCAAGUCUUCCUGACGAUCCAACCCUAGCCUACUAAUUCUCUAUUCUCCUAUCUUAUUCAGAUAGCAACAUAAUAUCUAUACUACUUCUCCGAUUCAGCACUGCCACUGCCACUGCCACUGCCACUGCCAUUGCCAUUGCACUCUAAGCAUUGUGUAUUUAUGUCGUUUCUUAAUUAUAUAAAGAAGAGGGUAAGAAAAAGAAAACCAAAAGAGAAAGUGAGAGACUGAUUGUGUAAUGGAGGAACUCCAAGUGAAAAUGAAAUGUCUUCUUUGUACCUUGUGCUGGUUUGGACUUUGGAGGGCAAUAUUCAAAAGACAAAAAUGAAAUAUGAAGAAGCUUACAGACUUA
Malania oleifera is the source of this 2668-nucleotide messenger RNA. RefSeq names its product serine carboxypeptidase-like 25. Gene Ontology annotation, cellular component: vacuole. Gene Ontology annotation, molecular function: serine-type carboxypeptidase activity. Gene Ontology annotation, biological process: proteolysis. The transcript is spliced from 8 exons. Bases 185 to 1666 code for a protein of 493 amino acids. NCBI's taxonomy places the organism in Eukaryota, Viridiplantae, Streptophyta, Magnoliopsida, Santalales, Ximeniaceae. The record is from RefSeq and is a predicted model, not a curated record.